Thermothielavioides terrestris NRRL 8126 is the source of this 1938-nucleotide messenger RNA. RefSeq lists its product as uncharacterized. Bases 647 to 1279 code for a protein of 210 amino acids. The record is from RefSeq and is a predicted model, not a curated record. Lineage: Eukaryota; Fungi; Ascomycota; Sordariomycetes; Sordariales; Chaetomiaceae. The transcript has a single exon.
CGAGUCUCGGCCAAGGUCCGAUCUAGAGAUCCGGGACUGCAGGUCGUGCUCUCAUGACUCCUUCCUUCCCUCCCUCCCUCCGAGGACGCCUUGAAAUUCAACCUUGGUGUCCAGGUGUGUGUGGCCAUGCUGGCCCCGUGGGGUUGAGCCUCAUCCUGCCCCCGUCGUUACACGCCUUCGUCACCCCCCACCAUCUUCCCUCCCCCCCUGGCCAUGGGUGCGCAUAGCCGUACGGGUACCCGUACCCGUACCUGCACCUGGAUCGGAAGUAUCGAUGCAACUUGUGCCUGAACCCCUUGCUGAGGUCAAGCCUCUCCCGGUCGCUUGUGCAAGCCCCUGCUCUACUUCGCGUCUGUUACUGGCUACCCUCCAGCAAUGCAUGCAAGAUUGUGUGCAUCCCAUGCGGCCUCCUUUCCCAUGGGCGUUCGCAUACUCAGCCCUACCGGGCAGCUUGCACCUCGAUCUCGUUUACUUUAAAAGCCAGGCCUUCUUCCCUUCUCUCCCUUUCCCAUCCGUCCAUCCACCAUCGCCCUCUGUCAUCUUGCAACAGCCAACUCGCACACAAACACGAAGCACCAAUACACCAGUCGUGCCCUGCUACCCAGUUCUUUUCUGAUUCCCGCCAAGCUCCGAAUCUUUCGCUGCCAUGCCGGGCCACACCCGCCGCGUCUCCUUCCGAGACGACUUUCCCCCUGAGCUGGAACCGCGGCGCACCAGAGGCCGUAGCCGCCCUCGCAGCCGCAGCGCCGAGCGAGUCCACACCAUCCUGGACGACGUGGCCGGCGACAUGCCAGCCCGCGAGCGUGUCGUCACACGCGAAGCCUACGACAAGCUGCUCCGGGAGAACCAGUUCCUGAACAUCCAGCUUCGCGAGUUCGAGCAGUCCCGCAUCUGGGUCGACGAGCUGCGGCGCGAGAACGACGAGCUGCGGCGGGAGAACCGCGAGCUUCGCCUCGCCGCCGACUGCUCCUCGGAGAACGAGGCCCGCAAGGACGACAAGCUGCACGCGCUGCGCAAGAAGUGCGCCAAGCUCGAGACCGAGGUCAGCGAGCUCAAGACCAAGGUCGCCCACUACACCAAGAAGGCGACCCGCUUCGAGGAGCUCUACAACGAAAUCAAGCGCAGCUACGACGACGCCCAGCGCCGCCUCGGCAUCAUGCGCAGGAACAUGGACGUGCUCGAGGCCGAAAACAGGCAGCUCGAGCAGACCAAAGACGCGCUCAACCAGCGCCUCGCAAUCGAGGAGCGUCUCAACGCCCGUCGGCCCACCCGCUUCUAGCCUUGUCCUGCCUCUCCUCGUCUCGGUCAAGCAGAACGAGUACCACUCCUCGUCUCUGUCAAGCAACGAGUACCACCACAUCGCAGAUGUUGGGCCCGCAUUUCUACGGACAUCCAUCGCUUUUCUCCUCUUCACGGCUUGCAUGAUUUGGACCGACAAAAUAGACGGAUUCGGCGUCAGGGAUCGGGCAUGGCACGGCAUAUACGGCGGCAUGGUUUGAAAUGGGAUAUUGCAAAGAGGGAAGAUUGAUACCAACACUCUCGCAGAUGGAUCAUGAUCUUGGGGUCUGGUUCUGGCUUUGAAAAAGGCGUCUUGGGAUUGCUCUAUACUUUCACCGGUCUUGGGAUUGGGCUUGGGCUUGGGCUGGGUUGGGUAAUUUGGGUUUGGCUCUGGUCAAGAAGGAGAUCAGAUUGUUUCGAUACCCCGAGCGCAGUACCACGCGGUACGGAAGGACUUUACGUUACGGUUUCGGCGGCGCACACCAUCAUCAUCAUCAUCAUCAUUAUCAUCAGUUGAGCGAACAGGGUCGCCUGACGGUUUGUGGAAGGCUGGAAGGAGGGCCGGACAACGGACAUCGGAGGGAGGUGACAUCCUCCUUGAAAGAGGAGGAAUUCUUUAGAUAGAUUACCUAGAAUGGACAAGCCGCCUUGUUCUUCAAU